AUGUCGCGCCCCGAAGACAUACUACCACCCGACCUCUUCUAUAAUGACUCCGAGUCCCGAAAAUAUACGACCUCCUCUCGUAUCCAGAAAAUCCAAUCCGACAUGACCCACCGGGCCCUCUCCCUACUCUCUCUCACCGGGCCCUCCCUCAUCCUCGACGUCGGCUGCGGCUCGGGGCUCUCAGGCGAAAUCCUCUCAAAUGAUGCAUCCCAAGGCACACCAGGCGGUCCCCACAUUUGGGUUGGCUUUGACAUAUCUGCCAGCAUGCUGGGCGUGGCGCUGGAGAAAGAGGUGGAGGGGGACUUGCUGCUCGCCGAUGCAGGACAGGGUGUACCGUUUCGCCCGGGUACGUUUGAUGCGGCAAUUAGUAUUAGUGCGGUACAGUGGUUGUGUAAUGCAGAGACGAGCGAAGAGUCACCUGCUGGGCGGUUGUCGAGGUUCUUUAAUCAAUUGUAUGCAAGUUUGAAGAGAGGUGGCAGGGCAGUGUGUCAGUUUUACCCAAAGAAUGAUGAGCAGAAGAAGAUGGUGUCGCAGGCAGCGAUCAAGGCGGGGUUUGGCGCGGGUCUCCUGGAGGAUGACAUGGGCACAAAGAAUGCGAAGACGUACCUGGUGCUCACCGUGGGUGGCGGGGCCCUGGAUGGAGAUAUCACGGGUGUUGUGCGAGGCAUGGAUGGCGUGGAUGUCAUGGAUGCACGGAGAAAGGCAAAAGGUAUGAAGCGGGGAGAGGAGAAGAAGGGGAGCAAGGCGUGGAUCUUGAAGAAGAAAGAGCAGAUGGAGAAGCAGGGCAAAGUAGUCAAGGCUUCGUCAAAGUACACCGGUCGCAAGAGGAGGAUACAAUUUUAG
Messenger RNA from Plenodomus lingam JN3, 843 nucleotides. RefSeq lists its product as uncharacterized. NCBI's taxonomy places the organism in Eukaryota, Fungi, Ascomycota, Dothideomycetes, Pleosporales, Leptosphaeriaceae. Gene Ontology annotation, biological process: rRNA (guanine-N7)-methylation. The record is from RefSeq and is a predicted model, not a curated record. Gene Ontology annotation, cellular component: nucleolus. Gene Ontology annotation, molecular function: rRNA (guanine) methyltransferase activity.